Molecule: messenger RNA, 893 nt
Organism: Melospiza melodia melodia
Lineage: Eukaryota; Metazoa; Chordata; Aves; Passeriformes; Passerellidae
Product: shootin-1-like
Exons: 10
Coding region: 27-893 (288 amino acids)
Biological process (GO): neuron projection morphogenesis; positive regulation of neuron migration
Cellular component (GO): cytoplasm; axonal growth cone; cell leading edge
Source: RefSeq, a predicted model, not a curated record
UCUCGGGGGUUUGGGGGGCCCCAGGCAUGGCCUGGAUUGGGGACGGAGUCGGGGGACACCUCACGGCCAUCAUGGAGUCCGGGAGCAGCGAGGAGGAGGAGGAGGAAGAGGCAGCCCUUGGACAGCACUCGCCCCUGGAUCCAGUGCCAGAUGACACCGAGACUCGGCUGGCCCAGCUGGAGCAAGCGUCGCAGGCGCUGCUGGCCGAGCUGGCGGCACUGGACACCGAGGUGGAGCUGGAGCAGCAGAGCCGACAGCGAGCCCAGGCCUUCAGUGCCCAGGAGAACACGCGGCUGGAGAGGAUCAGCCUGGCCAGGAGCCCCAAAGGGACCCUUGAGGUGGCCCCAAAGGAGGUGACAACCACAGGGGUGGCGCUGGAGGAGCCACCCACCCCUGCCCAGCUCCCAGAUCAACUGAAAGCGACACCAAAAUCCAACCGCAGUCGCCGACACCGCUCGCGCUUCCCCUUUCCCAUCCUCCUUUCCCAAGCUCCACAGGAAAAUCUCUCCCAGCUCCUGGAACAGCACCGGGUCCUCCAGGCACAGCUGCAGCACCUGCACACCCAGCUGGAGCUGGAGCGGGAGGAGCAGCAGCGCCUGCGGGCAGCCCUGGCCGCCAGCCAGAGGGCACUGAGGUCCUUCAAGAGAGUGUCCCAGAUUGUCACCCAGGAUUACUGCCAGGCCCUGGAGCAGCUGGAGCUGGAGCAGGACCUGCGCUGCCACGCCGAGGCCUUCGCCCACCAGAUGCUGGUCCAGCAGAAGGAGGCGAAGCGCCAGAGCUCCAUCCUGCUGAGGAGCGUCGCGCCCGAUUCCCAAAUCCUGGAAGCGUUCCAGGAACUGGAAAAACUCAGCCGGGAGCUGGAGGAGACGCGGCAGGAACGCGCCAGCGGGUGA